Molecule: messenger RNA, 4119 nt
Organism: Liolophura sinensis
Lineage: Eukaryota; Metazoa; Mollusca; Polyplacophora; Chitonida; Chitonidae
Product: DNA mismatch repair protein Msh6-like
Exons: 34
Coding region: 34-4101 (1355 amino acids)
Biological process (GO): mismatch repair
Cellular component (GO): nucleus; MutSalpha complex
Molecular function (GO): ATP-dependent DNA damage sensor activity; ATP binding; mismatched DNA binding
Source: RefSeq, a predicted model, not a curated record
GGAAAUUAGGACUUUAGUGCAGACCGCAAGAAAAUGUCUAAAGUGAACACUUUAUUCUCGUACUUUAACAAAAGCCCUGUUGCACAGAAGAAGAAAGAUGCCACCCCAAAGCCGGACGUGUUGACACCGAAACGAUCGCCGAAUUCAGCGAAAAAUGGGAAGAAAAGUCCGCCAAAGAAAGUCUCCAAAAUUGAGAAUGUGAUAGACAACAAAGUUCAUCAUCAACUUGAUGGUGUAUCUCUGUUUGAUGUUGUAUGGGCCAAACUUGAGGGUUACCCCUGGUGGCCAAGCCUAGUUUGUAAUCACCCGACCCAGGGGACCUGUAAAAAAGGGGGCAAAUCUCCUCAGGUUCAUGUCCAGUUCUUCGAUGACCCGCCAUCCCGCGCCUGGGUCAAAAGCAAAUUCGUGAAACCCUUUGCUGGGAGUGAUGAUAAACAAUGCAAACAAGGUGGUCAAUUUUUCACAUGGGAUAAGAAAUGCCAAAAGGCUGCUACAGAAGCAGACAAAGCCCAGUCAAUGUCUGUCGCUGAUCGUGAGAACUUGGUGGUGGUCCUGGACCCGUCGGAUGAUGAGGAUGGGGAAGGGAUGGAGAUGACAAUGUCUGAUGAAGAGUUGCUGGCAGCGGCCGACAAUAGUAAAGAAAACAGCAUGAACUUGUCUGUCAUUUCGGCAGGUGGACCAGAGUCUGCUGAAAAAAACCGAAGACGAACAAGACAGAGGAAUGGAAAGCCAGCCAAACGACGCCGAAUUGUUGUAGCAGCAGACAGUGACGAAUCAGGCGAUGAAUUCAAACCCCCCUCUGAUGAUGAUAGUGAAAGUGAUAGUGGAAGCAGUGGGGUGGAUGAAAAUGAAGUCUCGUCACCUGAAUCAGCAUCGGAAGUGGACUCUCCAGUCAAGGUAAAUUCGAGAAAGAGGAAACGAUCAGCAGGCACAAAAUCUGAGAAAAAGUCCUCCCAGGAAAGUCUUGAGUCGUUUUCUGCCUCGUCAACUCCUCGCCGAAACACCAACUGCUCCCCAUCAUUUACCCCAACAGUCGGAGCUAAAACAAAGUCCAAAUUGGCCUCUUUCUCGGCACCAGAAAUGAGUUCAAGCCCUGAAGGGGAGACAACAACUGUUUUCAAGCAUCUUCAGCUGGAGUUCCUGAAGCCAGACAAGAUCAGGGACAAGGACAGAAGAUUGCGGACAGACCCUGAAUAUGAUCCCAGAACUCUCUACAUUCCGGAUUCCUUCCUGAAAGACACAACACCUGCCAUGCGUCAGUGGUGGGAAAUCAAACGAGCUCAUUUUGACACAGUUUUAUUUUUUAAGAUGGGAAAAUUUUAUGAGUUGUUCCACAUGGAUGCGGCUAUCGCUGUCAAUGAAUUAGGUCUGAUCUACAUGAAGGGAGACUAUGCUCACUCUGGCUUCCCGGAGAUCGCUUAUGGUCGCUAUGCUGACACGCUCAUACAGAAAGGCUACAAGGUUGCCAGAAUAGAACAAACAGAAACGCCCGAAAUGAUGGCGGAAAGGUGUAAAACUAGUGUAAAAACUACCAAAUUUGACAAAGUUGUGAAGCGUGAAAUCUGUAGGAUCACAUCCAAGGGGACAAAGACUUUCAGCUUUAUCGACGGAGAUACAAGUGAGGCUCAGAACAACUACCUGCUGGCGGUGGCUGAAAAGGAGGCAUCCCAGAAUGGCCUGAGCUUAUUUGGGGUUUGUUUUGUGGAUACGUCCAUCGGCACCGUACAUAUUGGUCAGUUCUCAGAUGACAGGUACUCGUCACGUCUGCGUACCUUGAUUGCACAUUACACACCUGUGCAGAUUCUGUUUGAGCGUGGGAAAAUGACUAGUCGGACUCAUCAGGUGCUGAACUCCAAUCUGACCUCCGUUAUAAAGGAAGGUUUGACAUCUGGCACAGAAUUUUGGGAUAGCAGCAAGACCCUGAAGAAACUGGCAGAGGCGGACUACUUUACUGAGGAAGGACACACAGGUGUGAAAUGGCCAGGUGUCGUUCAGGAGAUGAUCUCAGAAACUGACUCUCUGGGAUUGUCGCCAGCGGACGGGUGUGACUUGGCUCUCAAAGCACUGGGGGCCAUCACUUGGUAUUUGCAGUAUUCAUUGAUGGAUGAUGAAGUGCUGUCUAUGAAGAAGUUUGAGAAGUACAUCCCCGUGGAUGCUGCAGAAAAGGUGGAGGACUCUGUAGCUGAUUUCACCAAAGGCAGACAGCACAUGGUCAUAGAUGGAGUGACCUUGACAAACCUUGACAUCGUUGACCUGGGGUCAGAAAGAGGUCAAGAGGGCACGCUGAGUCAACAGUUGGAUCGCUGCUCUACUCCUUUCGGGAAGAGGCUGUUCCGUCAGUGGUUGUGUGCUCCUCUGUGUAACCCCAAAUCCAUCAAUGAUCGACUGGACGCUGUGGAAGAUUUGAUUGGUCGGCAAGAAGUGGUUGUUGAGGCAACGGAAAUACUUAAAAAAUUACCAGACUUGGAGAGGCUUUUGAGCAAAAUUCAUAGCUUGGGUUUACCAAUGAAGGGAAAGAAUCACCCGGAGAGUAGAGCCAUUCUCUAUGAGGAGGUCACAUACAGUAAAAGAAAGAUUGAAGAUUUUCUGUGCACAUUGAGUGGGUUUAAAGCCGUCCUCAGUAUGGUGAAACUCUUCAAGGCUCACACAGACAAGUUUAAGUCGAAGCUGUUAAGAAAGACUGUCACGAUAGCGAAGGGAGAGAACCCUGAAGCUUGUUUCCCAGACAUACAGGAGGAGUUAGCUGCCUUUGAUGAAGCGUUUGAUCACAACAAAGCAAAGAAAGAUGGUGUCAUCAUUCCAACCUCAGGUGUUGAUGAGGAGUAUGACAGUGCCAAGAGCAAAAUCAAAGCAACUGAGAAAGAACUGGAUGCUUACCUCUCACAACAACGACAACGUCUAGGCUGCCAGUCAGUUACUUACUGGGGAAGUGCUAAGAAUCGAUAUCAGAUGGAAAUCCCCGAAAAUGUGGCCAAGAAAGUUCCGGACGAAUAUGAACUGACGUCAUCGAAGAAAGGCUGGAAGAGAUAUCGCACAAAGUGGAUUGAAGAGCUGUUAGCGGAGCUCUCUGAUGCUGAAGAUAAGAAAGAUGCGGCCUUGAAAGAUGUCAUGAGGAGAAUAUUUCAUAAAUUUGAUCAAGGCUACACAAUAUGGGAGAGAGCUGUUCAGUGCGUGGCUGUCCUGGAUGUUCUCAUCUCAUUGGCCAAUUAUAGCCACUGUGGUGACGGACCACUCUGCCGACCUGAGGUUGUCUCCCCUGGUAAAGGUACCAAGCCAUUUUUAGAAAUAAGAGAGGCUCGCCAUCCUUGUGUGACCCGAACGUUUGGAGGAGGGGACUUCAUCCCUAACGACACUGUUAUCGGCAUUGCCGAUGAGAAUGAGAUGGAUACCGAUGCUGGGGAUGGAGAGAGCAGUGUUGUCUUGGUUACGGGUCCUAACAUGGGCGGUAAAUCAACACUGAUGAGACAAGUAGGACUGAUAACUGUGAUCGCUCAGAUGGGCUGUUACGUACCUGCUGAGAAGUGCCUUCUUACACCUGUGGACAGAAUCUUCACCCGGCUGGGGGCCAGCGACAGGAUCAUGUCAGGUGAAAGUACAUUUUUUGUGGAGUUGAGUGAGACGUCAGCCAUUUUGCAGCAUGCCUCUCCUCACUCCCUGGUCCUGGUGGAUGAAUUGGGGCGAGGAACAGCUACCUAUGAUGGUACAGCUAUCGCUUGCGCCGUCGUUCAUGAGCUGUCCUUAAAGACGCAAUGUCGGACUUUGUUUUCCACGCACUAUCACUCAUUGGUGGAGGAGUUCUCACAUGACCCGAAUAUUCGCCUCGGUCACAUGGCCUGCAUGGUGGAAAAUGAAAAUGACGAAGACCCAAGCCAAGAAACCAUCACGUUCCUGUACAAGUUUGUUAAGGGGGCAUGUCCAAAGAGCUAUGGGUUUAAUGCUGCUCGAUUGGCUAAUUUACCAGAAGAGAUCAUCCAGGUGUCGCAGAGAAAAGCUAAGGAGUUUGAACAAAGUGUGGAUAACCUGAGGCUGCUAAGAUCGGUGUGGAAGACGAGAGAGAAGAGCCAGCUUUCAAGCCUGCAGUCUCAAAUUAGGGUGUCGUGAUAUGGGUGGGUGGGUGGG